AUGUGGAAAUCUAUUGAGGUUGGAAAUAAGGUGAUCGUGCAGAAAUGCGACUCCUAUCAAGUUCUUGAAGUUCGUCCCAAUGUGCUCAUUGAUGUGGGCAAAACCAAAGUUCCGGCAUCAACCAUCAUUGGCUACCCCAUGGGGUCGACCUUCUACUUCGAUGGAACUCGUGUUGCUCAAGUUAAGGCUGAUGAAAUAGCCCUUGAACCCGUUGAUGUGGAGUUCUCGAAGGACAAUCGGCACCUUUUGGAUCGCUCUGAAAAUCAGUUAUUGACAGCAGAAGAUAUUCAAAGUCUCAAGUCUACCGGUUCCACCGGAAAUGCGAUAAUUUCCAAGUUAGUAGAAAAGUGCACAACUUUUCGACUAAAGACAAAGUUCUCUCAGGAAAAAUAUUUGAAUAAGAAGAAGAAGUCUUACCUCUGUGUUUUUACGGUACGACCUUACACCGCUCGGAAUAUUGCCGACAUGCAAAUGUGCUGCAAAGCAACCGCAUUGCGUUACGAUUCGCUGGUACAGCUGCUGGCUUUUGCCAAUGUUCAUGCUGGCUGCACGGUUUUGUUAACCGAAACCUAUUCUGGUUUGGUCACCAAAGCAGUCCUUGAACGGUUGGGACAUCGCGACCUCGGGGGUCGUCUCGUCACCUUCUUCCACGGUACCUCACCCCCUAUUGUGGAUGUUGCAUUGGCUCGGGAAUCGCCUCCAGUACGUUCCAAGUCUCUCAUAGCUUAUUUUCUUGCAUUCAUUUAUAAUGUUCGAUUUGGAGACGUUACUUCUCUCCUCUUGACUGGUUUGUUCGCUAAGGAACACCGAGAUGACUCUGUGGCAGGGCCUCCACAGCAUAAGGCAAGGUCCAUUUCCACUUUGCUACAUUCUGCUGAAUCGUGUUUGGUUACAAGUGGGGCUAAGUCGCCUAGCGCUGAAUCAUGCCCACUUGGGAACAAGGGGACUGCUGAGGAUGUUACGCAAAAUCUUAAUCGUGUCUCCGAACGCCGAUCAAAGAAGGCAGAAAACAUGUCGGAAGCGGAGAAAUUGAAGCGGUCUCAAGAGAAGCAGGAACAAUUGGACGAGGUUCGGCGGAUUCUCUGCCCCACGGAUGAGCAACUUUCACAAGAACUUGAGGAUCGACCUGAUUGUCUCAUCGUGGCCUCGCGGUUUUACCCCGUUGAAAUCACCCUCUUGUUGAUGCAAUUUCUACCACCUGGUCGACCUUUUGUAGUUCACUCGCACAUUCUUCCGGCUCUUGUCGACUUAUACAAUGUUUUGAAAAGGCGAGGUAGUUGUGCUCAGUUGUCUCUCCAUGACACCUGGUUGCGUCCGAUACAAGUUUUGCCCGAUCGCACACACCCGGCUAUUCGGAUGACCUCAGGUGGUGGCGGUUUCAUCUUACGCGGAUACACUGUCCAACGACGCGAGGAUCCAGACGCCUUUUUGAGGCGCUCCACCAUGCGAGCCUCGACGAAGCAGCUGUUUGAUGAGGGACUCAUUUCUUACGCGCAGUAA
This is a messenger RNA of Hydatigera taeniaeformis, 1500 nucleotides long. NCBI's taxonomy places the organism in Eukaryota, Metazoa, Platyhelminthes, Cestoda, Cyclophyllidea, Taeniidae. The record is from the annotation of a GenBank genome assembly.